GGUAUUGCAGAAAUUUGCUUAACCGUUGCAUAGGGCUGAUGCGGGCCAACAUCCAGAAGGUUCACAUCGUUCACCGUGGCCAAAGCCAGCAGCCUGCAGUAGCCACCUCCUUGACCGUGGAGAAGAGGAACAAGUAUCGCUCCACGUGGGAGCAGGAAGAGGUCAAUCAUAGGCGCACUGUAGAUUAUAGUGCUAGCCAGAGCAACGCCAACGGAGAUCGCAGCUACGAUGGAACGUGGGUUAACUUCCCUACGGGUCGUCGCUCGUUUAUCAAUCGUCCUAGCACGGCCAAGCCCUGUAACGAUCAAGCCAAGGCCUUCCUUCGCCAGUGGGCAAACCAAAACGAUUGAUACUCGUAACUGUCAACUGAGCUAACUUUGAAAUAAACAGAAUGUCACUGUUUGCCUUUGUGGGCCAACUGGCUCGGUGCACCUAUUUGCCGCCGAUCCCACUUCUGCUCUCGCGAAUACGUGGUCCGCGGAAUAUACCCCAUAUGCCCAUCAAAGGUCCCAGGGACUUUGAAUACUGGCGUCGUUUGAAACGCAAGAACCCAUCUAAGCCGACACGGUUGCCAAAAGUCAAACCCUCACCACGCCGAGGGUCCAGAAGGAAAACAAUUCCCAAAAAAAUAGAAAAACGAACAGAAAAGUAAGAAGAAAAGGGGAACAUCGGUCACAGCCGAUAGCCGAUAUUAGGACAACUACGGACCUAAAUCAACGAAAUCUAAAUUUACUGUAAUGCUAGAACCUGAACAAGGGCUAUUGAAACGAGGCCUUCCUAUAAAAAAAAUAUUUCUUCCCGGGAAAGUACGAUUCAUGACUCAAACAAGUUUGCGCGUUGAUUGUUUUUAAAUUUUAAAUUUAAAACGAGGAAUAUGUAUGAUGGAACUGGGGUAACUCACGGUAUAUUUUAUCAAUGGGUCCGCGGUAACACUGAUGGUAACUUAAACCCCCAACAAAAUAAAUAAUAAUUGUGGUUCUUGUAUGGCGCUUCUCCGGAACAUUUCAAACAGCUUUUGCAGCAGCUUUCGGCGAUAUGCCAGUAGCGGUUGCACCAUAUACAGCCUCAGCUCGGGCCACGUCAAGUGCGGCGUUUCCGUGAUACGCGUAUCCGGUCCACAGACAAAGAGGGCGCUGCGCGCCAUCGUUGGAUGCAACGAUUAUGAGCCCAAGGCCCGGCAGGCGUACCUAAAGUCGUUUUUCCAUCCCAUCAGCAAGGAAAUGAUCGACAGGGGGCUGCUGCUCUGGUUCCCUGGUCCAGCCUCCUUCACCGGCGAGGAUGCUUGCGAGUUUCAGGUGCACGGCUCCCUGGCCGUCAUAGCGGCCAUGUUGGAUGCCCUUGGGCGCCUGGACGGACUGCGACCGGCUGAGCCUGGAGAGUUCACGAAACGUGCGUUCUUUGGCGGUAAACUGGACCUAACGGAGGUCGAGGGACUGGCGGACCUCAUUCACGCCGAGACGGAGGCACAAAGGAAGCAAGCACUGCUCCAGAGCAUGGGAGCACUGGGCCGCCUAUACAACAAAUGGCGCAAGCGACUCAUCCGAUGUGCCGCCCACUUGGAGGCCUACAUAGACUUUGCCGAGGAGGAGCAAAUCGAGGGCGGCGUCAUACUGCAGUUGACCAAGGAACUGAAGGCUGUGAGAGGCGAGAUCCGCAACCAUUUGAAUGAUCAGCGGCAGGGCGAACUGCUGAGGGAUGGUGUGCGUACCGUCAUCAUCGGAGCACCCAAUGUGGGCAAAAGCAGUCUGCUGAACCUGCUCUGCCAGCGAUCUGUUUCAAUUGUGACCGAGCAGGCGGGCACAACGCGCGACAUUAUAGAGACAAUGCACAACUUUGGCGGAUAUCCGGUGAUAUUUUCGGACACGGCCGGUCUGCGGAGGAACACCGCGGACAGCAUAGAACGGGAGGGGAUGGCCAGAGCAAAGAAAUGUCUCGCCGAAUCUGAUUUAAUACUGCUGCUGACCGAUGCCAUGGCCGUGAGGGAACUGGACAGCAAUGAAACGGUGGCUGGUUACGUGGAGAGCUAUCUGAACGAAUUGGAUAUUGCCUCGGAUCUGUGCAGCGGAAAGCGGGUGCAGCUGGUGGCCAAUAAAACCGACACCCUAUCACUGGAGGAGUGCCAUCGCCUGGACAAGCUGAGCAGCAUUCUAUCCAUCUCUUGCCACAAGCCCGCCAAUAUGGCCACAUUUCUCAACGCCCUCGAGCAGCAGCUGCAGGAGCUGUGCGGCACACCAAGGGCCGAGCAUCCGCGCAUCACGAACACGCGCUACCGCCAACAACUGGAGCGGUGCAUUGAGAACAUCGACAUAUUUCUUAGAGAUUACAAGCCAGAUGUUUUCCCCGACAUGGCCAUUGCAGCUGCAAAGCUGCGAAACUCUGUCCGCUGCAUCGAACGCAUCACGGGUCACGUCAGCUGCGAAGACAUACUGGACGUUGUAUUCAAAGACUUUUGUAUUGGUAAAUGACUUGAUAUUAUAAUAGAUAAGGUGUACAUAGCUCCUAAGCGCAAAGUCUGCAAUAAUUUGUAAAAUAAAAGUAUUUGAACUUGAA
Molecule: messenger RNA, 2550 nt
Organism: Drosophila persimilis
Lineage: Eukaryota; Metazoa; Arthropoda; Insecta; Diptera; Drosophilidae
Product: tRNA modification GTPase GTPBP3, mitochondrial
Exons: 4
Coding region: 984-2465 (493 amino acids)
Biological process (GO): tRNA methylation; tRNA wobble uridine modification
Cellular component (GO): cytoplasm; mitochondrion
Molecular function (GO): protein binding; GTPase activity; GTP binding
Source: RefSeq, a predicted model, not a curated record